Molecule: messenger RNA, 2142 nt
Organism: Miscanthus lutarioriparius
Lineage: Eukaryota; Viridiplantae; Streptophyta; Magnoliopsida; Poales; Poaceae
Source: the annotation of a GenBank genome assembly
AUGGCCGCCGUCGCGCCGCCCCCGGCUCCCGCGCCCGCCGCGCCGGCACCGGCACCGGCUGCUGCUCCUCCUGCUCCGGCUCCGGCUGCUGCCACCGUCCCUGUUGCGGGUCAUACCACGGAGCUGCUGCAGAAGUUGUCGCUGGAUUCGCAGCCAAAGGCGGCGGCGACGGAUGCAACAGAGCCUGCUGCUGCCAAGAAGCAGGGUGCUGUGACGAGCCAGCCGCUGAGCGUGGGGAUCCCGCCGGAGCGGUCCAUCACGCCGGUGCUUCAAGACUUUAUGGAUCCCAACCUGUUCUAUCUGCCAGCGUAUUACUAUGGAGGCUACGAAAGUUCCAUGAGCGAGUGGGAUGAUUAUCCGAGAUAUCUAAAUUCAGAUGGAGUGGAGAUUGCCCCAGCAGUAUAUGGAGAUAUUUAUGGAUAUGGGUAUGCUCCUUAUGGGGCAUACUCUCCUGCUACUUCCCCAGUUCCAACGGUUGAUGGUCAAAUGUUUGGUGCGCAGCAUUACCAGUAUCCAACUGCGUAUUUUCAGCCUCCUACACCAGUUCCUUCUACCACUCAAAGUGACCUACAGUCUUCUAACAAUCCUGAAAAUCCAGCAGCUAAAGCUGACCCUGCCAAGACAACCGCUAACGGUGUUCCAAAUGGUACAGCUCACAGUAACAGUGUAACUGUACCCCUUGCGUCAAGCCAACAAAAUUCAUCACUGACGCCUGACGGAACUUAUAGGGCACCCUUGCUAGGUGGAGUUCCUUCUGCUGGUUACCUGGACACGACAUAUGGGUAUGACAGCACAGGGGCACACUUUGCAUGGUAUGAUGGCUCUGCUUAUGCAAAUGGACAGCAAAGAACAACUACAACUAAUCAUUAUCCAUCCUCAACAUUCAGUGGUAAUGGUUCCUCAGCAAGAAAUCAGAACAAGAGCUCAACCACGCAGCAGAUGGGUAUGCAGAACAGAAGACCUACAACUACAUCAGCAGCUCCUACUUAUCCCAAUAGGAUGUACCCUAGCUCCCGACCGUAUACCCAGUAUGGGAAUUCAAUAAAAACUGGCCUUCCCUAUGGGAGUAACGGUUACGAUUCCAGGAUAUAUGGUCGAUGGGGUCUUGGUAUGGAUAACAGGUACAGGCCUAGGGUCCGUAAUGGAUACUAUGGUUAUGGCAAUGAGAGUCAGGAUGGAACAAUCGAGUUAAACAGAGGUCCUAGAUCUGGCCGUUUCAAGAACCAGAAAUUGUACGGUCAUACUGUCACUAUUGCUGUGAAAGGGCAGAGUCUUCCUUCUGGUGAAAGCAAGAAUGAUAGUGCCGUGCCUGAUAGAGCACAGUUCAAUAGAGAUGACUUCCCUGUUCAGUACGAUGCUGCAAAGUUCUUUGUCAUUAAAUCGUAUAGCGAGGAUGACAUCCACAAGAGUGUAAAAUACAAUGUGUGGGCAAGCACAACCAAUGGAAACAAGAAGCUUGAUGCUGCUUAUCAAGAAGCUCAGUCAAAGGGCUCUCCAUGCCCUAUAUUCUUGUUUUUCUCAGUGAAUACAAGUGGUCAGUUUGUUGGUGUUGCUGAAAUGACUGGUGCUGUUGAUUUUGAGAAGAGACUGGAGUAUUGGCAACAGGACAAGUGGAAUGGUUCCUUCUCUGUUAAGUGGCACAUUGUCAAGGACGUGCCUAACAAUAUUCUCAAGCACAUCAUCCUAGAGAACAAUGAGAACAAGCCUGUCACGAAUAGCCGUGACACUCAGGAGAUACACCUUGAACAAGGCCUUCAGAUGCUCAAGAUCUUCAAGGAUCAUGUCAGCAAGACGUCCAUCCUGGAUGACUUUGCCUUCUAUGAGAGCCGCCAGAAGUUGAUGCAGGACAAGAGGUCGAAACAGCAGCAGGUCCAAAAGCAGGUCUGGGACAGUAGGACCCCCAUUUCUGUCACCGGUGAGCAACAGCAGGAAGCUGCUAACGGGAAGCCCAAUCCGUCUGAUGUACCAGACGGUGUCACUGUAGAGGUGAAGGCGGUGAAGGCUCCUGCAGAGAAACCUGUCCUCAGCAACUUAGUCGCCAAUGGAGUCACCACCACUCCUGCUGUUUCCUAUGCGGCAAAGGUGGCCCAAACAGCAACAGAGAAACCCGUCCUCGCCAACGGAGUCGCCAAGACCGGUUAG